Penaeus monodon (black tiger shrimp) is the source of this 1257-nucleotide messenger RNA. RefSeq names its product platelet glycoprotein Ib alpha chain-like. The record is from RefSeq and is a predicted model, not a curated record. Gene Ontology annotation, cellular component: plasma membrane. Gene Ontology annotation, molecular function: protein binding. NCBI's taxonomy places the organism in Eukaryota, Metazoa, Arthropoda, Malacostraca, Decapoda, Penaeidae. The coding region runs from base 22 to 1257 and encodes 411 amino acids. The transcript has 7 exons.
GAGGUAAAGACGCUCGGGAAAAUGCUUCUUCUCCUGCUGGUGCUCUUACCCUCCUCCUUGGCCUUCGAGGAGGAGGUGUGGAGUCCCGAGGCCGUGUUGGCUCGAACUGGGAAGGCGCUGGAUGACCUGUAUCCGGAUGACCUGUAUCCGGAUCUGAGGGUGAGCCCGCCGUGUGCCGAAGCCAAAGAAAUCUUCCCCUGUACGUGUUAUAACUACUCGACCGGCCGUACGUACGUUACCUGCGAUGGGAUGCUUGACGAGAGCGUGCCAUACCGAGCCCUUCACGUCAGUGGAUAUGGCAUGAGUCCGCUGGCAUCUCUUGGCAUGUCUUAUGGCACCAUUUCAACCAUUUCAGCUGGACUGUUUAGCAUGCACUCCUUUGAACAACUGUCGUUCACAAACAACCGCUUGGAAUACAUAGAACCUGGAACCUUAGAACCACUGCGUUACGACCUCAGGGCUCUCUACCUGAACGACAAUCUCCUCACACAGCUGAUGCUGGAUCAGGUCCUGGGUUUCCCGAGACUCCUGGAAUUCCACGUUUCCAACAACCUCAUAGCAGAUCUGUCACCCAUGGCGGAUUACACGGAGUCGACGCCCAGUUUGAAUACGAUCGACUUCGCGGGAAAUCGACUGACUUCCGUGCCCCAGCUUGCCUUCAGGGCGUUUCCUGAUGUCCUGAUAGUGGUGCUUUCCAAUAAUAAUAUAAGCUACAUCCACCCCGACGCCUUCUACAACAUGAAGUCCCUCGAAUAUCUGUACCUCGAUGGCAACAACUUGAACCGCCUGGGCUCCCCCGAGGUCGGCAGGAUCGUCCUCGACCAUCCCAUCUUCUCCCUCCGCCUCGAGAGCAACAACAUCGAGAGCUUGGUUCCGGGUUUCGUCGAGGGCCUCGCGGACCGCUCGGGCAUCGCCUUGGACAGCAAUCCCAUGAGGCACUUCCCCGAGGCCGUGUUCGGGGACCUCCUCAGGAACUUCUCCAUCUCGGAUAUCCCGGUGUCCGGAAAGGGCAUCUCCUUCUACCACAACUGGAUCGACUGCGACUGCGACUUCCUGUGGGUGGCCACCGACGGCUGGCUCAACGCCCACCUGAACGGAGGCCACUGUGGCCACAAGGACGAGCUCCCUUGGCUCAGCAUCGACGACGUGGACGGCCAAGCCCUUCAGGAGCUGUGCCUCGUCACCACCACCGCGGAGCCGACCAACCCCCGCCGCAGGAAGGAGGGGGGCGGGGGGGCGAGGGGCGGGCGGCCGUGA